GCACGUCCAACCUCAAUUAUCCCCCAAACCUUCAUAAACUUGGGUGAACAAACUCCAAUAUGAGGGGCAAACGAUCGAAGCAAUACAAAAAGCUCAUGCAACAGUAUGGGCUGAGCUUUGGAUUCCGCGAACCCUACCAAGUCCUCUUGGACGCAGACAUAAUCAAAGAUGCCGAUAGAUUUAAGAUGGAUCUCAUUGGGGGCCUGGAACGAACACUCCACGGACAAGUCAAGCCCAUGAUAACCCAAUGCUCAAUGCGACACCUAUACGCCGCUGCCAAAGAACCAGGCGUCUCCUUCCUCAUAGAUAAAGCAAAAACCUACGAGCGACGGCGGUGUGAUCACAGACCAGAAGACUAUCCUGAACCUCUCAGCACAAAAGACUGUCUCGCCUCAGUAGUGGACGCCAAAGGUAGCAAGACAAACAAACAUCGGUAUGUGGUUGCGAGCCAGGAACCCGAGGUCAGAAAAUUUAUGAGAGGUCUUUUGGGCGUGCCGCUGUGUUACAUUAAUCGCAGUGUGAUGAUUAUGGAGCCGAUGGCAGGGGCGACGGCUGAGAACAGGGAGAAAGAAGAGAGAGGGAAGUUUAGGGCUGGACUAAAGAGAGGAAGUGGGAGUCUGAAGAGGAAGAGGGAGGAUGAAGACGUGAAGGAAGAAUCGAGUGUUCAAGAGGAUAUGCCGAAGAGGAAGAAAGCCGUUAACGGACCAAAAGGACCGAAUCCAUUGGCUGUUAAGAAAUCCAAGAAAAAGCCGGAAGGACCAGCUACCACAUUUACUGAGGCCGAAAGCAAGGAUCUGAAGACUAAAGUAUUAAAGCUGGAGCAAGCCGAUGGAUCAGAACCCAUUCUCGCCAGUAUCAAAGGAAAACGCAAGAGGAAGCACAAGUCUGGGGAUAGUGGUAGAGCAGCUCCUGUUAAACCGGAGAUGGCUGAUGAGGAUGGUUAAGUUUGUAGGGAGGUCUGUUGAUAGCCUUGCCUUUCAUGUGAACUUUCGGAGUUAAUACCCAAUAAAGAGUGAAUGUUUGCUGAAAGGAUUCUCAAUAUUCACGUGGCCAUACGCAGUACGCUCUUAUUCUUAGAAGCUCAUGAAAUCAACAAAGCAGAUUGGCUGCCGGAAAGCAAAGCCCUGUCAGAUGAAGUUCAGCUCCAAC
Messenger RNA from Hyaloscypha bicolor E, 1149 nucleotides. RefSeq lists its product as uncharacterized. The coding region runs from base 60 to 944 and encodes 294 amino acids. Lineage: Eukaryota; Fungi; Ascomycota; Leotiomycetes; Helotiales; Hyaloscyphaceae. Gene Ontology annotation, molecular function: small ribosomal subunit rRNA binding. The record is from RefSeq and is a predicted model, not a curated record. The transcript is spliced from 4 exons. Gene Ontology annotation, cellular component: small-subunit processome; nucleolus.